GUUGACGCUGCUUGGAACUAUCCCGGGUGGCGUGCGCUUGAUACUCUCUGUAGAUGUCACAACUACGCGUCGCUUGCGUCAUAGCCGUGCGCCCAUUUGUCCCACGUUGGUGUGUUAUGAUGCCGGAAUUGGGUGCUGUGAGUGUGAGGGAUCCAAAUUCUGUUCUUCCUGAUGGGUUCUGGGCGGCCAUAGCUGUCUGGCUGGAAAAACCACAGGUGCUUAACAAGAGGCUGUGUGGAUCUAGCAUCCAGGAGACAUGGCAGGAAGGAGGAUGUGAGCCGGAGGAGCUGAGGGGCCUGCUAGACCUUCUCUCCGCUCUGUCCUGUCCGGGGGAGGAUGAGGAGAUGGUCGAUAUGAUAAGAGGCUACGGGGAGAGCGGAGCAGGCCUGGGCACCAGUAUUAUCCUGCGGACACUGAUCCCAAAGGCGAACCCACACUAUGCCUCAACUGCCCCCAAAAGAGAAGCAGUGAUCCAAGAUAUCCCCAACAGGCGUGUGACAUUUAUACCUUUGGAAGGGCCAAACCAGGGACAUUUGCAGGUGAAGAAAAAUAACAUUUAUCAAAUCCGUCUUGAACAUGUCAAAGAUGAUGAAUGGUCUAUCUCCCUCUUCGUGUUAUAUUCGGAAAGCUGGGAUGCUGAUGGAGUUGUAUAUCCUAAAGUUUCCUGGAUGAAAAAUGAGCUGCUUUCCCGGCUGACAAAGUGGUCCACAGAGGACAAGAAAAGUGAAUUCAAAAGCACCCUCUCCCUCGUUUCCGUAGAUAAAUAUAGCAAGCUUUAUCAGAGCCUCAAGGAGAAGUACAAAGAUAUGGUGAAGGUAUGGCCUGAAGUGACGGAUCCGGAGAAGUUUGUAUACGAGGAUGUGGCCAUUGCUACAUAUUUAUUGGUUCUUUGGGAAGACGAAAGAUUACAAAAAAAUCUGAAUGAAAAGCAGUCCUUUGUGGAUUUGGGAUGCGGGAAUGGACUCCUGGUGCACAUUUUGACCAAUGAAGGGCAUCGCGGUCGAGGCAUUGAUGUAAGAAGAAGAAAAAUCUGGGAUAUGUAUGGGCCAGAAACCAUUCUGGAGGAAUGUGCCAUAAUUCCCAGUGAUGAAUAUUUAUUUCCAGACACUGACUGGAUAAUUGGUAACCAUUCGGAUGAACUUACUCCGUGGCUUCCAGUCAUUGCUUCUCGCUCGUCAUACAGCUGCUGUUACUUUGUACUGCCGUGCUGCUUCUUCAGCUUCUAUGGAAAAUACAACAGGAAAUCGAGUAAGAAAACACAAUACAGGGAAUAUCUUGAUUUUGUAACUGAAGUUGGCCAUCGCUGUGGGUUUAACGUAGAAGAAGAUUGUCUCAGGAUUCCGUCUACCAAAAGGGUGUGUCUGAUUGGAAAGUCUAGAACAUACUUGGCAUCUCAAGAAGGAAUAAUUGAUCAAGAGAGAAAACAAUAUAUAAAGAGCCACUUUGAAGACAACAAAGGAUCUUCUUACAAAGCUUCUCCGUGUCAUCUGGAAACCAAAGGAAAUUGUAAUGGUCUUGUAGACCAUGCUGAUGAAAGUUCUACUACUUCUACUGCUGCCCGAGUGCAUCUGGAGCCAGAAAAUGGAGUUUGGCUAUCUGGUUUCCAGCCCCGCGAAAAAGUAGAACCCGUCCGGAACUGUGCCCUUCUCCCGAGGACUUUCAUAGACAAAGUAGUUUUGCAAGUAGCAAAUUUAUUGCUCAACUCUGAUGCAGAAGAAAAGACUGAAAAUAUUGUUGAUGCGUGGAAUAGAGGAGGAUGUGUUACGUUAAUGGAGGUAGCUGAACAUUUGGACAAAGAAACCUUGCAAAGGUUAAAAAAUGAAUGCGGGGGUUUACAGACUUUGCUAAGGAACAACCAUCAAGUAUUUGAAGUGAGGAAUGCAAAGGUUUCCAUUCGCGACUGGAGGCAAGAAGCAAAAACAGCCACUAGUCAGCGGAGAGCAGAAGCCAAAAGAAUUCUCCCCGCUGAUGUUUUGAAAACGCGGUUAUGUUGGUUUUACGUAAACCACCCCAGCGGCUGUCCUCGCGUGGCGGAUUCUUGUCCUUACGCUCACGGGAGUGAAGAGCUCCGACCCAGUUCCAUUACAAAAAAACAUCGCCACAAAUAACAUUUUCUGAUUUAUUUAUUCUUAUGUAUCUGUUUAGCAAAGCAAGGCUUUUGUUCUAAAUGAUUUGGCAUUUAAUUCUGACCUUCUUUAAUUAAAUAUCCUGACUCAGAAUGUGAGUCAGAGAAACUAAAUAACUUGUGUGAACCGUUUCACUAAUUAAACUACACAUUUACUUAA
Molecule: messenger RNA, 2285 nt
Organism: Spea bombifrons (plains spadefoot toad)
Lineage: Eukaryota; Metazoa; Chordata; Amphibia; Anura; Pelobatidae
Gene: TRMT44
Product: tRNA methyltransferase 44 homolog
Exons: 11
Coding region: 54-2108 (684 amino acids)
Biological process (GO): tRNA methylation
Molecular function (GO): tRNA (uridine) methyltransferase activity; metal ion binding
Source: RefSeq, a predicted model, not a curated record